Molecule: messenger RNA, 771 nt
Organism: Rodentolepis nana
Lineage: Eukaryota; Metazoa; Platyhelminthes; Cestoda; Cyclophyllidea; Hymenolepididae
Source: the annotation of a GenBank genome assembly
ACAUUUGAUUGUUGCGCUGUGCUUUGCUUUAGACAAUUUGUGAAUUUGAGCUGUGCGAAAGACUUGCAGUUAUUUGACGUUUUUCGCUGCAUCUCUUUGGGGGACCAAGUAAGAUCACUACAGUACGCCUACAGACGUGAUGUCAAGUCAUGUUUGCAUUGUCUGUCACUUGAUUCUGCCCUAGUUGACGUGCGAAGGGAUUCAGACGGUCGACCGUAUGUCAUAAAUUCGUCUAAUUUUGAUUUCAACUUGUCACAUAAUGGUGACUUCACUCUUUUAACAUCCUGUCAAAAUAUGCGUACUGGAGUCGACGUUAUGCGAGUUGAGUUGCCGCGUACGUUCAUCGAUAGUUUUAUUCAUAAAAUGAAUUCCCUCUUCAGCUCUUCUGAAUUUCGUUGGCUUAUUUCUAACAGUAAUGAAGAGACCAAAAUUCGCCGUUUUUUCAGACUUUGGUGUUUAAAGGAAGCAUUUGUAAAGAACACUGGAACGGGGCUGAGAAUGGAUGUUUCUUCAGUCGAAUUUGAUUUGACGGGUGAUAAACCCAAGUGCAAUUUUCCCGGUCUAGUUUCGGAAGAAUGGUCAUUUGAAGAACACAGCCUUCCUUCGAAUCAUGUUGCUGCUAUCGCCUGCUUCUGUGAAGAACCUUUUCAAGAAGUUUCCUUCGAACAAGUUAUGCACAGCUUAGUACCAUGGAAUGAAGUUAGCGGUGAUAUCCUGUCAACGUACGCGUCCAAACAACUAUGUUCUUUAUCAUCCAGACGAUCAAUUUGA